AUUUCUUCUCACUUGCCAAACUGGCCGAAGCAUUUGAUCCCUGGUGUGGUGAUAUCAACGAACGUGCAAUUACAGCGCUAGCCUCUGGCCAAACCAACCCUGUUGUCCCUUCAAUGGCGAAGACCAUCAUCCCCGUCUCGGAGCUCACCAAGUAUCCCUGCGACACGCAGGAGGAGGAGGAUCCCUCUUUUGGUCCCGCCCCCAUCUCCAACUUGGCCGGCACUACAGGUGACAACAACCCGGACGAGCCCGACUCCCUCGUCGUAGGCUACGGGACCAUUGUUCCCCGCUGGGAUGUUCAUCUCACUCAGGGCAGAGUCCUCCAGUACUUUGUGCAAGAGGAGAGCUUCACGUCUCCCGACCAAGCGCGAUCUACAGCCAAAACGUUCCAGGAUGCCGCCGAUACAUGGAACGAGCUCGAACUGGGUGUCGCCAUCUCCGAGACGACAGGCCAGGACAGCGCAAACUUCUACCUCGUGUAUAAGCCCAAUCCCACUGUUGGGUCGGGACGCAACACGCUCGCCCGUGCCUUCUUCCCUCACGAGGUCGACCAGGAUGUCAUCGUCUUCUCGCGUGCCUUUGAUCCGACCGCCAAACCCAUCCUCAAGAACAUCUUCCAGCACGAGAUUGGUCAUAUCCUCGGCCUACGCCACGAGUUCGCCAUCACGGGCGACGAUAAGAAGAAUAUCAUGCCCGAGGGUCAUGGCGCUAUUCAGUUCCUCAACAACAACUACAACUCGAUCAUGAGCUACAACUUCCCUCCCAAGAUCCAGGACAGCGACCGCGAGCAGAUCACUCAGUUCUACAAGCUGAGCAAUGGUUACAUGAUGGGGGAUAGUCCGAUCACCGACUAUCAGCCCCAGAUUCGACGAAAGAACAGGUAG
Messenger RNA from Lindgomyces ingoldianus, 884 nucleotides. RefSeq names its product zincin. Bases 114 to 884 code for a protein of 256 amino acids. NCBI's taxonomy places the organism in Eukaryota, Fungi, Ascomycota, Dothideomycetes, Pleosporales, Lindgomycetaceae. The transcript has a single exon. The record is from RefSeq and is a predicted model, not a curated record. Gene Ontology annotation, molecular function: metallopeptidase activity.